UCUGUCUCUGCCUGCUGCAGUGUAAAGCGGCGGUGUGAUUCGUUUCAGUGUUUAAUCAACGUUAACGUUAAACUGGGCUGUUUUUAAAUGCUAAGCGACUAAACGCGACUAUAUUAAAGCUUGAAACAAUGCGAUAUGUAACCAUAACUAACUACAGUCGCGUAUUGUGUCCUUAACAUGAACGGCCAUCGAUGUAACAGAGUGGUUACCCAUGGAGACAAGAGACGCCUCAUCAGACUGAGAUUAGCCAGCUAACGGGACUCUGACUAGAGAUUCAGCAUGGCUGCAAAGCUGAAGGGCAAACCAUCCAAAGGUUUAUUUGGAGAUGAGGAUUUGCUUGACAGCUUAUUUGAUGAUAAAAAGCUCCCAGUAAGAGGGAAAGCAACUCGCAUUGGACAACUGAAUCGCACUUCUACCACUGAUAACAUCUUCAGUAUGCUAGCAGAGGAGGUAAAGAGGGACGGUGUGGACGCUGAGGACUCUGAUGUCUCAGCAGCAGAUCCCAAUGACAUACUGAAGAACAUGAAGGACAUGGAUGAUAUGGAUGCUGACCUUUUUGCAUCAAAGAAAAAGCCCAGUUCAGCUCCUGCACAAACAAAGAAAGACUCUUCCACAUUAGAAAGUAAAGUAAAACCAGAGGGAGCAGAUGAACCCACCACCGCAGGAGGAGGGAGGAAGCCAAACUCUGCACCUUCGUCUACGGCACAUAACUACAAGAAGAAGUUCACCUUCUCUGAUCUAGACGACCCCCUGGCUGAUCUCGAUGACUUGCUUCCUGAUGAAACCGAGCCUGAACUUAAAUCCAGCACACAGCCGGCCAAACCUGAAAAAUCUACUCCGGCUCCUUCAGCAUCUCCUAUCCUGAAGACUGAAACUCCUAAAGCAGUAAAAAAGCAAAGUGAUCUGACGUUUGAUGAUGAUAAGGAUGACCUAAUGGAUGCGCUCGGAUUUGACAGCGAUAAAAACAAUGGCAAGAAAAAAGACACUUUGCUUUGGUCCAACAAAGAAAGGAGUGAGACCCCUCAGAGACCUCGUACCAAACUACAUGAGAUUCUGGAGAAUUUGAGUUCACCUCGUCUUCUGGAGCGACCUCCGACGGGCGAGAGGAAGGACCAACCUCAGUCUCAAGAGAAGCCGCAACACGAGAAGACCUCCAGUGUGAAAGAACCACUUCUAGAAGAUCACCUCACAUUUGGCGCCUAUCAGCCCACUCUGGGAUCCACGCCUGAAGGGCGCCAGUCCCGCAGACAGUCUGUCAGAUUUUCUACCGAGGAUGUCAGUCCUUCCACACCGGAAAAGAAACCAAAACCCACCACCCCCACACGACAACGCGCCUCAGCUGACUGGCUAGGCCUCAAGGUGAACGACGACCACACCGUCUUAGAGGGCGAUGCCAAAGAGACCAAGACUUCAACAGAGUCUCCAAAAGCUCCUUCCUCUCCUUCAUUAGAGAGAAGACCCUCCUUGACUAGUAGUCAUGGCACAUCUGCAGCAAAGGCAGCAGGAGACACCGCUGCCUCAACUGCUAAUAUCCCCAAACAAACCAAACCAGAGGUCUCUAAAAGCCAGCAGAGAGAAGAGGAGGAGGAGGAGGAUGACUGGUUAGCAGGAGCACUGAGCAGGAAGAAGGCUCUGUCAGUGUCAAAAACAUCCAAGCAGGGAGAAUCUUUCAGCCUGGGAGAAGAUCUGGAGUCAACUAUUAGUAAACAAGUCACUUCACAAGCUCCCAGGGGCAGAGAGGACACUCUCACAUCCUUCAAGGAAACUAGCAGCACUUUUCUUGGAGAGCCGAGCCCCACCGCUCACUCCACUCCUGUCAGAGAGACGAGGACAAAGCAAGAUUGCCCUCUUGGUCCUUUGCCAAUCUCUGCUGCUAGCAUUAGCCACACCCAACCCCAGCCUCAGUCCCAACCCCACCACCUACCAUCCCAACAGGGAUCCAGGGUGCCCGCUCAGGCUUCGGAUGGAACACCGCAACAGCUGCCGUUACUCAACCCUAUCUCUACCAUACCGCCUGGCUCUAUGUGGUCUGUUCCACAGCAAAUGCAAAAUACAUCGGCUGCUGUCCAACAACAGGUGACACUUUCAGCAGACAGUUUGCAGCAGCUGCUUCUACAACAGCAGAUGAUGCAGUCUCAGUUGCUGGGUCUCGGGGGUGUUGUGGAUGCGGGUGUCCUGCACAGACUCAAAGAGAGAGAGCAGCAACCUGGAGAUUAUCAGGCUUUACAGGCUCGCAUCAUCCAACUGGAGGGACAGGUGAAGACUCUGCAGCUGGAGCGAGAGCAAAGCCAGAUGUUGCUAGAGAGCGCCCAGCAGCGGCAUAAACAGGACAUGGAACUCAUGGAGAGCACACACAAGACUCGUGUAAAGCUGCUCGAGGAAUCGGCAGCCCAGAGGGAGGCGCAAGCGCGGCAGGAGUCCGAAGACCUGAUGGAACGCCUGGCGGCGGUGACGCGAUCGGCCGAGCAAGAACGCUCAGAGCUGCAGGCUCAGUACCAGCGCAAGCUGGGCCAGGCCCAGCAAGACAGAGACCGCGAGGUGGAGAGACUCAGAGACCUGCAGAGGAAAUCUAUCUCGGAGAUGAAGAAAGACCACGAGGACCAGGUCCGGAGACUGAAGAAAUUAAAGGAGGAGGAGAUCGAUGCGGUUACCAGCGCAACAUCUCAGACCAGGUCUCUUACGGUGGUGAUUGAGCAGAUGGAGCAGGUCUCCUCUCGGCUGGGGGAUCUUUCUUCUCGGGUGGAGAGCACACAUGAACACACGGCUCACGGCCUGGAGCAGGGGGCACGGCACAGAGACGAGCAGCUUCGAAUGAUGCAGGAUCGUCUGGCGCAGCAGCAGAAAGCCAUGGCGGAGGAGAGAGUGUACCUCAAGGAAAUCAUUUCCAGGAUGGACACUCAGCUCAAUGAGCAGCAGAGACAGCUGGAGAAGGAGCGCUGGAAGAUGUCAGCGGAGCAGGUCAAGGCAGAGUCUACCCAGAGAGGCCUGGAGGGAGAGCGGCAUGCCCUUAGUAUGCAGAUCAACAUGGAGAGAGAGGAGCUGGAGAGAGCGAAGAGUGCACUACUGGAGGAGCAGAAGUCAGUGAUGCAGCAGUGUGCAGAGGAGAGGAGGAAGCUGGCAGCUGACUGGGCCCACUUCCACAACAUGGAGAAGCAGAAGCGUGAGAGGGCUGAACGGGAGGUCAGCAGUCUCUUAGAGAAGAGAGAGGGCUCUAUCAUCAGUCUGGCACAGGAACAAGCGGACUUAAAGCUUCACACUGCAGAGCUCAAACAGAAGGAGAUGGCUGUGGCACAGGAGAGAGAGACUCUGGAAAGACUAAGAGAAGAACUGGACAGAGAGAAAGAGAGAAUAAGCAGCACAGCUUUGAGACUCAAGACACGAGCCCAGGAGGUGGAGGCCUUCAGCAAGCUCGCUGCAGAUAAGUACGAGGAAGGAGAGCGAGAGUUGCAGGAGGCGAAAUGUGUGGAGGCUGAGCACGAGGCAAGGCUCAGAAAUAUCCACACCCAGACGGAGCGGCUGAGGCAGCAAGAACGACGAAUUGUUCAGGAGCAAAUGCGGAUAAAUCAUCUGCAGAAGGACACAGAGAGGCUGAGAGUUAACGCUCCAAUUACCUCUUUACCACAAAUGAUUCCACCCAUUUUACCAGAUGCAGGUUCAAUGCUGCCAAACCCUGAGCUGACAUCAACCCUAAAUAUUCCUCCUCCUACUUCAUUUGCCAACUCUCAGUCCAUGGCUCUUCAAGCUAGUCUGGCUCUGUGGAAGUACACUGCAGAAAAGGACAGUGAAUACCUCCAAGAGGAGCAGAUCUACUUGGAGAACUUGAAGAAAAAAUCUUAUAGAUUUUCUUUCAACAAAGAUUGACCAACACAUGCUGGGUGCUCCCAGUAAGAUUUGUUACUUUUCGUGUAUUUAAAAUGUGCCAUUAUGCUGGAAUUUUUAUACAUCUCUUUUCAUUAAAAGAUGUUUUAGAUCA
Molecule: messenger RNA, 3973 nt
Organism: Sebastes umbrosus (honeycomb rockfish)
Lineage: Eukaryota; Metazoa; Chordata; Actinopteri; Perciformes; Sebastidae
Product: fas-binding factor 1-like
Exons: 31
Coding region: 280-3861 (1193 amino acids)
Biological process (GO): establishment of epithelial cell polarity; cilium assembly
Cellular component (GO): ciliary basal body; ciliary transition fiber; centriole
Source: RefSeq, a predicted model, not a curated record